CCCUCGGCGCGCGGCGCGGCGGGAAGGAAGGGGGCGCGUGCGUGUGGGGGGCGAGCGGUCGGCGAGAGCGGCCUCGCGCGCGCGCACGGCAGAGAGAGAGAGACAGACAGACAGACAGACAGACAGAACGCCGCAGGAUGCCCGCAGCUCCCGCGGCGAGGGGCUGAGGCGGGCGGGCGGGGGCCGAGAGGUCGCCGAGAGGGAGGAGGAGGAGGAGGAGGAAGGAGGGAGGAAGGCGGGAGCGGCGCGCGGGGGAGACAGGGUCUCGCGGCCGAGGAUGGCGCCGGUGCGCGAGCAGCUGGCGCCGCAGGGGGACGCCCCCCCCCUCCUCCUCCCCGCCGCCGCCGCCGCCCCCCCCCCGCCCGCAGCGGUGGCCGAGCCGCGGCGGGAAAACGGCGGCGAGCGGCGCCCCGGCAGCGGCAGCCCGGCCGCGGCGAGCGGCGAGAGCGGGGCCCGGCCCCGGGCGGCCACGCAGGCUCCCGGGAGCGCGGCCCCCGAGCCCCCCGAGGGCGGCUGGGGCUGGGUGGUGAUGCUGGCCGCCAUGUGGUGCAACGGCGCCGUCUUCGGCAUCCAGAACUCGUGCGGGGUCCUCUUCGUCUCCAUGCUCCAGCUCUUCGGCGGCGGCGACGACAAGCAGCUGGCGUUCAAAACAGCAUGGGUGAGUUCUCUUUCUAUGGGGAUGGUCUUCUUCUGUUCUCCAAUAGUCAGCAUAUUCACAGACCUGUUUGGUUGUCGAAAAGUAGCUGUUACUGGAGCUGCAGUAGGGUUUGCUGGACUCCUGUCAAGUUCUUUUGUAAGCACCAUUGAACCUCUGUAUUUCACCUACGGAGUCUUAUUUGCCUGUGGCUGCUCAUUUGCGUACCAGCCAUCCUUGGUCAUUCUUGGGCACUACUUCAAGAAGCGCCUGGGACUAGUGAAUGGCAUUGUCACCGCGGGCAGCAGCUUGUUCACCGUGUCGCUGCCCUUCCUCUUGAGAGUUUUGAUCGAUUCCGUUGGCCUAUACAACACCUUGCGGGUCCUGUGCAUCCUUAUGUUUAUUCUGUUCCUGGCUGGCUUUACAUACAAACCCCUUGUUUCCAACACCAAAGACGAGGAGGGAGGAAAGAAGGGAAAGUUCAGAUUUCCUCCUGAAAAAAAGAUCUGCAAUUUCUCCGUUUUCAAAGUUCCCAGUUACCGAAUCUGGGCUUUCGGGAUCCCAGCCGCGCUCUUUGGAUACUUCGUGCCUUAUGUUCACUUGAUGAACCAUGUAAAAGACAGAUUUGGUGACACCGUGCCAGAAGAAGUGCUUCUGCUGUGCCUGGGCAUUACUUCAGGAGUUGGCAGAUUGAUCUUUGGCAGAGUUGCAGAUUACAUUCCUGGUGCAAAAAAAGUUUAUUUACAGGUGGCCUCAUUCUUCUUUAUUGGCCUGAUGUCUAUGAUGAUCCCGCUGUGCCACAUCUUCGGCGGUCUCAUUGCUGUCUGUCUCUUCAUGGGCCUGUUUGAUGGGUGCUUCAUUUGCAUUAUGGCUCCCAUUGCUUUUGAGCUUGUUGGGGCUCAGGAUGUCUCCCAGGCCAUAGGAUUUCUGCUCGGACUCAUGUCAAUACCUAUGACAGUUGGACCACCCAUUGCAGGCCUGCUAUAUGAUCACCUUGGCACCUAUGAUGUAGCAUUCUACCUGGCUGGGGUCCCUCCCCUUGUUGGCGGAGCUAUAUUGUGUUUCAUCCCCUGGGUCCAUGAGCGGCAGAACUUAAAAGAAAGAGCAAAACCUGUUGAUGGAGAAACUACUGAGAAAAUGCUGGAAAACGAAAGCACUUUGGUGUCGGACGCUACGGAAAAGCCCGUGAAAGAAACGGAAUCUGGGUUUUGAUGCUUUCUUUUCCUGUACCAGCCCAACCUUCUUCUACCAAAGCUAGAUUUGUACUUUUUGGCUGAUGAUACUGACAAAGUCUUGAACUAUCACUGAAAUUGCAAAACUGCUAUAAGAAUCUUUUAUACCAUUGAACUUUUUUUGAGUCAUUGAGUUUGAUUUCAAGCAACAUUUUCAAGGUAUUUGAAGUUUUUGUAGCAUUAGUGUGUACGCGUGUAGUGAUUCUGUGUGUGAAGAGAAUAUUUUUCUAAUUCAUCAGAACCUGUUUCUAGAAGCGUGAAAGGUGGUUUUGGUUCACUGACCUAGGAUUCUUUAGUAACUUUUAUGAUCCAUCCAAUGCAGGUACACCUGAGGGUGUUUAUACUGGAAAAUGUAGUAGCUCUUACAACUGGUUUGUUUUCUUGAAGUUUCUCAUGCUGUUUUACAGUCUCCUAUAAUUCUGUAUCAUGAACAUGCAUAUGCGUAUUUUUGUUACCCUUAAUUCUUGCUGAAAUAAUUUUGCAUUAGAAAGCUAAAUUGUUAGACAUGUUUUAUUUUCUCUAAAUAGCCGAGCCUGCUCAGUUUGCUUAAACUCACCUGUUUUUGCACUCACCUUUUCAUAGUAGCCCAAACAAAGAAUGUUAAGGGUGAAAUUUUUGAUGGGCACAGCUUUUGAAUAGGCGCAAACUAAGCUCUGAGUGCAAAGACAUUCAGAAGUAAAGCUGCUGAAUGAUAGAUUAUUUUUUUUUUUUUAAUUUGGUGAAGGCAGUACUAUUAUUGUAUAUGUGUAUAUCUCAGCUAAACCUCAGAAUAGCUGAUAGUUUUAAAAUUGUACUGAGAGUAAUACUUUGGAGCAGUAUUGUGAAUUAGACUAAAUUUCAAAUUACACUGUUGUACUUGGGUUCUUUUUUAUUCUUAAAAAUGAGACAGCUUUAAAGGAUACAUUCUAAGUGCAAUAAUAAGUUGAACGUGGAAAUAUUCACGGGCUAUUAGAAUGACAUUCAACAAUUAAAGAUUUUUGCACUAAGUAAACAUGCAGGUUUAUUAUAGGUCUUUAUAGCUGUGUUCAGGUGCACGUAGGAUAUAGCUCCAUAUUUUAUUAAAAUAUAAAGAAAUGUCUUUUCAUGUCCUAUUUCUUGCUUAACAUACUAAACAUAUGACCCUGUUACUUAUGUGUUCUUAGGUAUUAUGCAUUGUUUAUCAAGCAGGUAUUUCUGAAAACCUCUCUGAAAAAUAUUUAAAAGCAUAAUACUUUGAGAUGAAAACAUUGCUUUUCAGUUUAUCAUAAACCACUUCCAUGUACAUUGUUUAUUUGUGGAUAUGGAUCAGCAAUGCAGUGGAAUACUUAAUCAUUUGUUAUUUCAGGUCCAUUCAAUACCAAUAAUUUUUGUUUUCUUGUUUAGAAGCAUCAUAGCAAAGAGUAAACUAAAUGUGAUUUGAAGACAAAAUGCACAUUUAAGUGCAUUUUCUUCAUUAGUAAACAAUACCUGUUCUUUACAUAAAACACAGAGGCAUAUUGUUUUAAAAUUAUAAUGUUUAUUGUCUUUUCUAUUUUUAUUUUUCUUUCUCCAGAGUUGUAGUAAAUGGCUCAGCCUAUUUACAUUUGUGAUACAAAACGUUAUAUUAGCAAUACUAUUGCGUAGAAUGUUUACAUCUUACCAAUUUACAAAAGUUCUUUAAAUAUAAAAAUGCAAACCAUCCUAAUUAUUGGAGACCAAAGCUCAUACCUUUUUAUAUUGCAGUGUUUCAAUCCCUGCUUUAUGUGAGUGAGGUUUAAAAGAAUUGGAUCUUAAAAUGUUAGAGGUGUAUGGGGGGGACUUGGAGGUGGAAAAAAUUCCAAACCAAUCUGUAAAACAGAGGCCCCUUUAGGUUCUUUGGGGCUUGUGCUUCUGUACCUCAUAAGUAUUUCUAAAAAUUUAAUUAAAAUAUUCAUAGUAUUGUUAAUUAAAAUGACUAUGAAAUGCUGCCUUCAUUAUAAAAAUUAUGUUAAUAGCCUAUGCUGUUCUUGUCUGGAGUAUUUCUGUAGAACGUGUUAUUCAGUAUUAUCUUUUAUUUGCAAUGCAAAAGGUGUUGAGUAAGUGUGGUAGGAGCCUCUUGUUUCCUGUUGCUUUGUUAUGAAAAAUUAGUAUUCAUCACAGAUCUUACAUUUCAUGUGGUGUUAGUGUUGAGUUUUUAACCGAAAACAAGGCUGCUGUUUAGCACUGAUGCAAUUUGAAAUAAUUGUGACCAGAUAUCGUGCUGUAGCUGUGGCACUUCCUGACUUGCUGCUCUGUAUCUAUAUAAAUUAUCUGGGAGAGAAUAUAAAAUAAUUGUUGUUAAGUUUUAGAAAUGAUCCAGAAAUAGUAUAACAAUCAUAUGGAUUAAUUAUUGCCAUACCCUUUAAAAAUGUAUCUGUACAUGAAAAUCCAAACUCUUAUAUUUGAGUAACUAAAAAUGUAACUUAUUCUCGCAGAUAUGAAGGACAGCGUUUUUAAAAAAAGCACCCCAGAGACUCCAGGAAGAGGGUAUGAGUGAAUAAUUGUUUAGGAGUGAUUACUAUGUUAAAACCAGCUUGUGAACAGGAUAUCAGACAAGAGGGAAGCAGAGUUAGGGGUAAGGAAGCUAUGCUGGUGUGAUGAUAUUGGAAUAAGGAACCUAUUUCUGAUACCGGUUUUUGUUUUACAACAGUGAUAAAAUUGGAAAGGCUUUGGAAAAAGAUCAUUUUUCUGAAAAGGUAAAAAAGAAAAGUGAAUUAAUGCAUGAGAAUUCUGUUAGCAUCUUUACUGUCAGCUUGUAUCUAAGGGGGAAAUGCCCAAUAGAAAAUGUUCUUUAUUGGACAUAAGCAUAGGAUGAUUAUGUCCUAAAGCUAGAUAAGAUGCAGUUGAAAUGAAAGCAGAGUUCGGAUUGUCAGUGGUGAGGCUAAUGAACCACUGAGAAACUUAUUUAGAGAGAUACUGGGUUCUGUGUGCCCUGAGGUUUUAAAAAUGACGUUAGCUGUCUCCCUUUAAAAAAAAAAAACACAAAACAAACAACUCAGAACCCAACCCAAAACACAAAAACCCCAACACAAAUAGCAACUAUUUAGUACAUUUAUGAAAAAAUGAUUGAAUAACGUAGAAAUGGUUGCUAUUCUGAAAACCAGGAGAGAAAAGCACCAAAUACUAAAUUUUAUUUUGACUGAGUAAAUGUAAAUAGAGUUUUGUAACAUUUUAAGUGUGAAAACCUGUUCAUGGGAAACCUGCUGGACUCGUAUUUUGAUGACCUUAUUCAUGCCCGAUUUAAUCUUGUUGGGGGUAGACUGUAAAAUUACAAUGCUAGCUUAGUUCAAGAAAGCCCUUACAUUUGAAUGAUUUAUCCCUCUCUUGAGAACAGUUCAUAGAGUGCUUUUCAUAGACAUUGCUCUCCCGUCCUAUAAACAGUAAUCAUCUUUUUUCCAUUAAACCUCAGGGUAAGCUUCAGAAGAAACUGGGUUGAAAGAGGUUCGCUUAAAAUGGCAGUGUGAAAUUUUCAGUCCUACUUGAUGCUGUAACUUAAUACACCAGAUCUUGAAACCAAGAUCAAUUUUGAGCAAGGGCUCAGAUUUAUGUAUGGCUGACACUUAGGGUUUUUUUUCAGUAGGUAUGAGAUCCUUGUAAAUUUUAAUAUAGCUGUUCAGCAAAGAGUCUGAAAUAAUGAAAGCUCUUCAGGUUCUUAUUUACAUCUAAGCUAUGCAACAAUAUACAAUGCUUACUUAAUAAAAAAAGGAUUUCUUUUGGCUACGUGUUGGAAGGCCUGUACCAGUCUCAAACCAGGACUUUAAAUUAACAUACUCUUAGAAUUUCUUUCAUCCAGAUCUUUGUUCAUCAUUAACAUUUCAUUUUUUUUCUUAAGUGUUUUCAGCAACCAUUUAUGGACCUUCCUAAAUUGCUCACUCAAGUCAAAGACAACAUAGCCAUUCUGUGGCCGUUCGUCAGGAUAUAUUCAGUAUCAGAUGAGGUAGACAACUGCCAUUUUUCUCCUUUUGGCUCUUCAUGCCCAAUGUCUGGGCAUAUACGUUCCCCCUUCCCCUUUGGAGACACUGGAUUGCCGAAGCUGAUGCACACCGCGUUGGAUAUGGGUAGUACUUCUCAGCCGUCCGUUCUCAAACUUCUUCCCUGCGCUAAGCCUUUGAAGAGCCAUGGCCUGGUAGACUGGGCAGGUUUUUGCCGGGUGGGAGAUGUGAGGUUGAACCACCCCACGGGUACCGGAGGCAGCUCUCACACGAACUAGACGGACGCUGUGAUCACGCACGUCGGGUGUAAAAAGCGGACGCUACCACUCGAGGGCAGAAAUGACCUGCUCGGUUCUUUGCAUUGGGUGGUGCACGCCUAAGGGACAGGAGGUGCUUCCCUGCAGCCCCGAGGGAAGUACCUCAGGAUGGGGAUCGGUGCUCCGACCCUUGGGAUCAUCCUUAGGGGCAGCUGGAGCCGCCGGCUUGUCCCCGUGCUGGCACGGGGAGCUCCCUGCCCGAGUCCCGGCCCCUCUGGGGAGCUGGAGGUGUUACGGCAGCUGACUGUUGGGCAUCUUCACUCUUCUGUCGGGACUGACCCUCUGAUGCUGAGAGCGUGUGUGUGUGUGUGUGCGUGUGUGUAUACAUACCGUGUACUUUGGGCAGGGCCUACACAAACAUUCCGCAUUUAACUGCAGGAGCUGUAGCCCUGGAAUGUGGGAGACAGCUGAGGAAAAGGUAAUUAUUUUCAUUUGUGUGUUUCAUUGUUGACAAGCACAGCACCAUUACAGUUCCAGACAGCCAGUGAGUUUUUAGUCGUGUGAACUUCGGCAUAUUUUCAGUAUGCCUUUUAGUCUUUAUAUAUAGUGUCAACAUUUUUAAUGUUUCAGAACUGCAUAUGCUGAGAGUGAUUUUAUACUAAAAAUGUGGUCUAAUAUUGAUAACACUGACAUGUUUAAGUAUCUUUAUAGACAUCAUAUUUUGUAUGUUGUUUUUGAUAUUAAAGGAUAUAUGUUUUGCUAGCUUUACCUCCAUUCUUUAAAGUUCUGCUUUGUUAGAAGGGUAAGAAAUGAAUGUCUGAUGUUUUUCAUGGUGCUGAAGUAACUGUGAUCAGUCUCAAAUUAUUCAGAAUAAAGAUUGAUAGUUCUUAAGUGC
Messenger RNA from Tyto alba (common barn owl), 6926 nucleotides. RefSeq names its product solute carrier family 16 member 10 (gene SLC16A10). NCBI's taxonomy places the organism in Eukaryota, Metazoa, Chordata, Aves, Strigiformes, Tytonidae. The coding region runs from base 278 to 1846 and encodes 522 amino acids. Gene Ontology annotation, biological process: transmembrane transport. The record is from RefSeq and is a predicted model, not a curated record. Gene Ontology annotation, molecular function: monocarboxylic acid transmembrane transporter activity. The transcript is spliced from 6 exons.